AUGGCCGAUGACCCCGCGACGGAAGUAAAGAAGCCGAGCCGGCUGCCCUCGGAGACGCACCACGUCAUUGUCAAGCUCGAGACGAUCCAUGUGCCGGCUCCGGAGGUUGAUGAGGACGAGGCGAUGACGCACGAGGUUAUCGGGUACGAGUAUACUAGGCCUUCGGAGAGCGCCGUUGCGGCGGCGAGGGCGUGGCCUGCGAGCGUGCUUAUUACGACGACGGUGCCAAUUAACAAGGAGACGCUUGGGGUGGCGCCGUAUUUGAAGUGUAUCAUCACAGAGACGGUGGGAACGGAUCACAUUGAUCUGGAAGAGUGCAGGCGACGCGGCGUGACCGUCAUGUACUCACCCAACGCAACAGUAGAAGCCGUCUCCGAGCACGCCCUCGGCUUAUACUUCUCAUCCCGCAGACGGCUCGUGACGCUCCACAACACGAUGAUGGACCACGACGAGGGCCGCCCGAACCCCUGGCGCGCAAAGGGGAGCAUGUCCUCCCUCCUCCUCGACGGCGAGGGACGCCCCCCGCACACCUGCGGCAACGAGGUGGUGGGGAUGAUUGGGUACGGGCCCAUCGGGCAGCGCGUCGCCAAGAUGUGCCGGGCGCUGGGGAUGGAAGUCCUCGUUGCCGCGAGGAAGAACGAUGCUACGCCCGCCGCAAACGGGAACGGGAACGGGCCUGCCGCCGUCCAAACCGACGGCGACGCGCACGCGCAACGCACACCCUUUGCAGAAGUCCUCCGCCGCGCAACGACGCUCUUCCUCGUCGUGCCCCUCACAGCAGAGACCAAGAACCUCGUCGGCGAAGCCGACAUAGCGACGAUGAGGCCCGACGCCGUGAUUGUCAACGUUGGGCGGGGCGGGACAGUCAACGAGGCCGCUCUGGUGGCCGCGCUGCGGGAGGGGAGGAUCUCGGGGGCGGCGACGGACGUCUACGAGGUCGAGCCGGCGGGGAGCGGGCAGGAUACCGUACUAGAGUGA
Molecule: messenger RNA, 978 nt
Organism: Colletotrichum orchidophilum
Lineage: Eukaryota; Fungi; Ascomycota; Sordariomycetes; Glomerellales; Glomerellaceae
Product: D-isomer specific 2-hydroxyacid dehydrogenase
Exons: 4
Coding region: 1-978 (325 amino acids)
Molecular function (GO): NAD binding; oxidoreductase activity, acting on the CH-OH group of donors, NAD or NADP as acceptor
Source: RefSeq, a predicted model, not a curated record